AUGUACCUUACAGGUCAACACGACGUCGUCCCGGCCAAGCACCAAUUCAAAGGAGUUUCUCACGUCGUCAUCGCUUUUAUGCGUUCUGAAUUCUUCAACGUUGAUGAGCAGCCCGAUGACUACCCAAUGUUUACCUCCGUCUCGGAUGUCCGCGCCCGCGUUCCUCAGCACACCAAGGUCAUGGUAGCUAUUGGUGGAUGGGGCGACACUCAAGGCUUUGAAGAAGCUGCAAAGACCUAUUUCUCAAGGAAACGAUGGACACGCCAAGUUGCAGCUAUGGUAAAGGCGACAGAGGCUGAUGGCAUCGACGUUGAUUGGGAAUACCCAGGCGGAAAUCGUGACGAUUACAAGGAGAUUCCUAACUCUGAGCGUGAGUGGGAGAUCGAGGCUUUUGUCUCCCUCCUUCAAGAGCUACGUGCUGCCCUUGGCCCUGAGAAAAUCCUGUCUGCGGCUGUCCCGGGCAAGGAGGGUGAUUUGAUGGCGUUUACAACCGACACUGUCCCUAGAAUCAUGAAGGAGGUCAACUUCCUCAAUAUCAUGUCUUACGACUUGAUGAACCGCCGUGAUAACACCACUGUGCACCACAGCGGUGUUGAAAACUCUCAGGAAGCUGUUCAACGAUAUAUCGACCGUGGUGCAUCGCCUAGUAGCGUCAAUCUAGGCCUCGGAUAUUAUGUCAAAUGGUUCAUGACCGAGAAGUGCGAUCCAGCGAAGCCUGUCGGUUGCCGUACACCCAUCCUCGAGGAUCCGGAGACCGGGGCUGAUUUGGGCAAAACUGGUGGCUUCAGCUGGCACGACGAGGUUCCUAAGGAUGUAGCCCAAUCGUUUAGUCGAGCGCGAUAUGAUGGCAAGUACGAUGUCGAUGGAAGCUACUAUUAUUGGGACGAGCAGGAGCUUCGAUGGUGGUCGUUUGACACGACGAGGAGCAUCCAGACCAAGUUCGAACGUAUUGUGCCGCAACUCAAACUUGGAGGCGUAUUUGCUUGGGGCAUUGGAGAAGAUGCGCCUGAUUUUGAGCACUUUCUGACGACAGCCGAGGAAGUUCGCAAGAUUCGGGAAGGUGAUCAAGUCAAGGACGAGCUUUGA
This is a messenger RNA of Fusarium graminearum PH-1, 1086 nucleotides long. RefSeq lists its product as uncharacterized. Gene Ontology annotation, molecular function: chitinase activity; chitin binding. The transcript is spliced from 3 exons. The record is from RefSeq and is a predicted model, not a curated record. Lineage: Eukaryota; Fungi; Ascomycota; Sordariomycetes; Hypocreales; Nectriaceae. Gene Ontology annotation, cellular component: extracellular region. Gene Ontology annotation, biological process: chitin catabolic process; carbohydrate metabolic process. The coding region runs from base 1 to 1086 and encodes 361 amino acids.